AUGACCCUCUCCGGCGGCGGCAGCGCCAGCGAUAUGUCCGGCCAGACGGUGCUGACGGCCGAGGACGUGGACAUCGAUGUGGUGGGCGAGGGAGAUGACGGGCUGGAGGAGAAGGACAGCGACGCGGGCUGCGACAGCCCCGCGGGGCCGCCGGAGCUGCGCCUGGACGAGGCGGACGAGGGGCCACCGACCGCACCCCAUCUCGGGCAGCCUCAGCUGCCCCACCAGCAAGCCCUGGCAUUACCCAAGGAGGCGUCCGCGGCCGGGCCGGGGGGCGAGGCGGGCGCGCCGGAGGCGGACGGUUGCAAGGGCGGCGAGGACGGCGUCGCGAGCGGCGGCGGGCCUGGCACCGGAGGCGGGGCGGCGGGCGGUCUGACCCCCAGCAAACCCAAGAACAGCCUGGUGAAGCCCCCGUACUCCUACAUCGCUCUCAUCACCAUGGCCAUCCUGCAGAGCCCGCAGAAGAAGCUGACCCUGAGCGGCAUCUGCGAGUUCAUCAGCAACCGCUUUCCCUACUACCGGGAGAAGUUCCCUGCCUGGCAGAACAGCAUCCGCCACAACCUGUCCCUUAACGACUGCUUCGUCAAGAUCCCCCGCGAGCCGGGCAACCCGGGCAAGGGCAACUACUGGACCCUGGACCCUCAGUCCGAGGACAUGUUCGACAACGGCAGCUUCCUGCGGCGCCGGAAACGCUUCAAGCGCCACCAGCAGGAGCACCUGCGCGAGCAGACGGCGCUCAUGAUGCAGAGCUUCGGCGCCUACAGCCUGGCGGCGGCGGCGGGUGCCGCGGGACCCUACGGCCGCCCCUACGGCCUGCACCCGGCGGCGGCUGCCGGCGCGUACUCUCCUGUGGCGCCCGUGCUGCCGCCCGCCGUGCCCCUGCUGCCCUCGGGCGAACUGGGCCGCAAAGCUGCCGCCUUCGGCUCGCAGCUCGGCCCGAGCCUGCAGCUUCAGCUCAACACCCUGGGCGCCGCCGCCGCCGCCGCCGCGGGCACGGCGGGCGCGGCGGGCACCACGUCGCUCAUCAAGUCGGAGCCCAGCGCUCGACCGUCGUUCAGCAUCGAGAACAUCAUCGGCGGAGGUCCCGCGGCCCCGGGGGGCUCGGCGGGGAGCGCGGGAGGCGCUGGAGGUACGGGGAGCGGCGGGGGCGGCGGCAGCGCGCAGUCCUUCCUGCGGCCGCCCGGGACUGUGCAGUCGGCGGCGCUCAUGGCCACACACCAGCCUCUAUCGCUGAGCCGGACGACUGCCACCAUCGCGCCCAUCCUGAGCGUACCGCUGUCCGGACAGUUCCUGCAGCCCGCAGCCUCCGCCGCCGCCGCCGCCGCCGCAGUGCAAGCCAAGUGGCCCGCGCAAUAG
Nannospalax galili (Upper Galilee mountains blind mole rat) is the source of this 1356-nucleotide messenger RNA. RefSeq names its product forkhead box D3 (gene Foxd3). Gene Ontology annotation, molecular function: DNA-binding transcription factor activity, RNA polymerase II-specific; RNA polymerase II cis-regulatory region sequence-specific DNA binding. Lineage: Eukaryota; Metazoa; Chordata; Mammalia; Rodentia; Spalacidae. Gene Ontology annotation, biological process: regulation of transcription by RNA polymerase II; anatomical structure morphogenesis; cell differentiation. The record is from RefSeq and is a predicted model, not a curated record.